This is a messenger RNA of Aspergillus homomorphus CBS 101889, 572 nucleotides long. RefSeq lists its product as uncharacterized. Bases 66 to 572 code for a protein of 168 amino acids. The transcript has a single exon. The record is from RefSeq and is a predicted model, not a curated record. Lineage: Eukaryota; Fungi; Ascomycota; Eurotiomycetes; Eurotiales; Aspergillaceae.
CAAAAAGAAAACCAUUCCAUCGCAACAACACCCAUCAAAGAACCCUCAGCUGCAACAGAGAACUUAUGGCAACUAUCUCUCCUAAUCUCGCAGAGAUCGGCGACGAAAUCGUCAAGAGCGACAAGGCCAAACGGAUAGUCAUCAAACUGAAGACAUGUAAUCUCGACUCGGGUGACUACCGUGCCUCAGCGUGCGAAUUUCUCGACGCCGUGUUCCCGGACUGGGAACACGAUAACCGGAUCCUCUUCCUCACCAUCCAGGUGCACGUCACCCGGACGUUCUUGGUGGUAGAGAUCAACAACCAUGCCUACGACUUCUUCACCGCCCACGACUGUAAAACACUUCUUCCAGUCUACGUGCUUCUGCAGAAGGGCAGGCGUGGCUGGGCCCUGGUCCGAUGGCCGCAGCAGGAUGAGGAUCUUGCGAUUCGUCUAGCAGACAUACAUCAGCGCCACGGUUGGCAUGCAAGAACGCCCAUCCUCGAGAAUUACAUCCACCUCGUUGUCUGUGCCGAUCCCCGCGCAUUACACCCCCGUCCCUCCAUAGAUUCUUCGACUUUCACCUCAAUCUAG